Molecule: messenger RNA, 6174 nt
Organism: Tyto alba (common barn owl)
Lineage: Eukaryota; Metazoa; Chordata; Aves; Strigiformes; Tytonidae
Gene: WRN
Product: WRN RecQ like helicase
Exons: 36
Coding region: 1417-5985 (1522 amino acids)
Biological process (GO): double-strand break repair via homologous recombination; DNA replication; telomere maintenance
Cellular component (GO): chromosome; nucleus; cytoplasm
Molecular function (GO): nucleic acid binding; 3'-5' DNA helicase activity; ATP binding
Source: RefSeq, a predicted model, not a curated record
GCGUUAACCCCAGAGCGAGUCUCGUUGCCGGUCGGGCCCAAGCUCAGGUUCUGGGCCCAGCGCCGGAACGGUGGGUGAGCGGCGCUGGCUCGUGUGCUGUAAUUACGGAAGGCUCCCUUUAGCUUUGAGCUCGUUUGUUUGGUUUGGGUUUUUUUUUUUUCAGCAAACGCGUUGCUAGAGCUGUGGGGUGGGUGCUGCAGGCAUGUCCUUUCGCUGCUCCUCGCCUCUCUGCUGCUUUCUUUUCUUUCCAGCAAUUGCAGUUCUCGGGAACGGAGUGGCUCUAAUUGAGGCGCCUUGCUAAUGGCUAUGGUGUGACUGUUGUAAUAUUACAGAACUUCUUAAAGUUGUCUUUGAGGUGGGAGUUGGUUAUGCUACUGCAGGAGUGGACAGGAAGCCAAGGGAGGAAUUCUACCUAGCCUAGAUAAUCAACUAGCACAUCGAAAGGUGGUUUUGAGUACUGAAGAACUGAAGCAGCACGGUUUGCCUAGGAUUUGUACUUUCUUGUUGGUGAGGAAGUGCAGCUGGAAAGUACGUUCUUUACGAAGACAGUAGUGGCCCGAUUUUGUUGUUAAAGUAUAUUGAGCACCUGGAGACCAGUGGGAUGAAACUGGAUGAGAAAUUUAUUCUUUCUGAGCUGUUUUGCAUCAUCUCUAGGAGAAUUUAUAAAUAGCGAUGGAAGCAGUCCAGGUAGAAGCUGGAGCAGCUCUGAUCCAGCCACGGUUUGCUCACAACUAGGAAAUCCUGCUCCACUUCCCUGAAAGAAAACCCCAGUUGUCAGGGCUGGAAAUCUCCUGCUGUAUCAGACAGUGUGUCUUCUUAACUUAAAUCUCCUGUAACUUCUCUGUGGAGCGCCUUGCCCUUCUAGUGGAUGUCCCCUGCUUCCUGAUGCCCUGGGAAUAGGCUGCUUGGUGAGCUUGCUUUGUUGGAAUGCAGGGCUGGCAAAUUCAUAAGUAACCUCAGCCAUCCUCCAGUCUGCACCAGAGACCCUGACAACACGUGCCUCGUUUGGCUGGAGCUGGCCCUAGAAAUUCAGCCUGGCUUUUCUUCUGGUUACCGGGCUGGCAGCCCUGAGGCCCUGUGGUGGGAAUGCAGGCCUUGGGGCAACGUUUGCAUGAGUCUGGUAGUUCUUGCUUUGAAUUUGAAUUUUUCUGACUGUGUUUGUCAGCAACUAACUGCAACUGACUGCUUUUAAGCUGGGUGGCUGGCUCCUAUGCUGUUAUCUAAAGCACCAGAUAGAUUUGUCUAAUUAAUGAGGGCUGUGUUGCGCAUAGAUGGAAGUAGGUGUACUCCUCUGUUCCGAGUCACCGAUCUCCAUAAAACUAGACUGAACUUUUCCUCCCAGAAGGACUUUUAAGAGGUUUUCAUGUGUUUUUUUUUUUUUCUUGAUUUUCUUACCAGCGUGUGAACAAGAAUAUAAUGCCUAAAGCUUUUAUGCUUUUUAGUGUGUGCAGCUCUGUAAAUGUCAGUUCUCGUGCACAAAACAUUUUAAGUUCAAGUAGGAGAAAUGUGGGGAAAAUGAAUAAAAUGGAUUUGCAAACUACUAGUCUGCAGAAUAAAUAUCCACAGUGGAUGCUUACCCAAAACCAAGAGAGAGUUUUGGGUGGUAAAAAGAAGCCCACUGUUCAGAAGAGUGUUUUGGAAGACGGGCUGCCCUUCCUAGAGUUCCGUGGUUCUGUUGUUUACAGCUACGAAGCCAGGGACUGUUCCCUUAUCUCAGAAGAUAUCAGGCAGAGUUUAUCAGAUGGGGCUGCUGUUGGAUUUGAUAUUGAAUGGCCACCAUCAUAUACUAAAGGAAAAAUGGCAAAAAUAGCUGUGAUCCAGAUAUGUGUAACUGUGGAGAAAUGCUAUUUGUUUCACAUCUCUUCAAUGUCAGGUUUUCCCAAGGGACUCAGAAGACUGCUCGAAGAUGAAACAAUUAAAAAGGUUGGCGUAGGAAUUGAGGGAGAUCAAUGGAAGCUGAUGAGUGACUUUGAAAUCAAACUGAAGAGCUUUGUGGAGCUGGCUGACAUUGCUAAUGAGAAACUGAAGUGUAAGGAGAUAUGGAGUCUAAACGAUCUGGUAAAACACCUUUUUGGCAAGCAGCUUUUGAAGGAUAAGUCUGUCCGUUGUAGUAACUGGGAAGAGUUUCCACUCAGCGAUGAGCAAAAAUUGUAUGCAGCCACAGAUGCCUAUGCUGGCUUCAUCAUUUAUCAAAAACUGAAAAAUAUGAGUGACAGUGACCGGAAAUUAUUUUGUGUAAGAAGAGAUGACACGUUGUCAGAUGGUGUGAAGGAACGCUUGACUUCGCUAGCUGAAGAGAUGAAGGACCUGGCUUCUCACAUCCCUGUCUUUUCUGGACAACCUGAAAAUUUGGAGAGGGCUGCAGAAAUACUAGCUGAUGUAUCAGAGAAUAUAAAUGCUUUAAGAAGCAUGCUGUUUGGUUCAGGUUCCCCUUCUGUACCGAAGAGGAGCUGUGGCGCAACUCCAACAUAUCUUGAACCAGAGUCAGCAAAUGCAGUGCAAAAAGUUGAAAUGCCUGAAUUUGCUAAACAACUUGAAGGUGACUUCAACAUCUGCUCUGAUGCCACACUAGCUGGCCUCUGGGAGGGAGAUGGUAAUGAAGAAGAGGCAGAGAGAGGUACCACUACUGUGGACAAUGGGGCUGCAGCAGCCAGCUCUAAGGGCAGAGCAGAUGGAGACGACUUCAUGUCUCUAGACAUUACUGAGCAAGAACUUCAGAUCUGGGAACAUCAGGCUGCAAAAGAACUGGUCAACAAAGCUGUACCUGAGGAGGCAUGCUCCACAGACAAUGAACAAAAUAUUUCCUCUGUCAUUGAGAGUGAUGAAGAACUGGAAAUGGAGAUGCUUAAAUCUUUAGAAGAUGUUGACAAAUCCAAAGGAGUUUUAACUGAGAGAGAGUCUGAUAAAGCCAGGAAAACUCCUGAUACGGAAUUGAACAUUCUACCAGAUGGUGAUGAGGAUGAAGGCAUUGAGGAAGAGGAGGAGGAACGUUUGGAUCCAUUGCUGCCAGUACCUGUUGAAAGCCACAUCACAUGUCUGAAGACAUAUUUUGGACAUUCUUCUUUUAAACCGGUCCAGUGGAAAGUGAUCAAUUCUGUUCUAGAAGACAGAAGAGAUAAUCUUGUUGUCAUGGCAACUGGCUAUGGAAAAAGCUUGUGCUACCAGUUUCCUCCAGUUUACACUGGAUGUACAGGAAUUGUCAUCUGUCCUCUUAUCUCCUUGAUGGAGGACCAGGUGCUGCAGCUGACAAUGUCAGGGAUUCCAGCUUGCUUGCUUGGUUCAGCUCAGUCGAGAGACAUCAAAGAAUGCAUCAAAGCGGGUCAGUACAGAGUCAUAUAUAUGACUCCAGAGUUUUGUUCGGGGAACUUAGACUUGCUUCAGAAUCUUGACCAAACUAUCGGUAUUACCCUCAUAGCUGUUGAUGAAGCUCAUUGCAUUUCCGAGUGGGGCCAUGACUUCAGACGUUCCUUUAGAAGUUUAGGCUCAUUAAAGAAGGCUCUGCCAUCGGUUCCCAUUGUUGCUUUAACUGCAACUGCAAGUCCAUCGAUUAGAGAAGACAUAGUGAAUUGUCUGAACCUGAAGAAUCCCCAGGUCAUGUGUACUAGCUUUGACAGACCUAACCUGUUCUUAGAAGUUGGACGACAGAGUGGAGAUAUUCUCAGGGAUUUGAAGCAGUUCCUUACUAGGAAAGGAAGCAGUUCUGCCUAUGAGUUUGAAGGCCCCACUAUCAUCUACUGCCCUUCGAGAAAGGCGACCGAACAGGUUGUGUCCGAAUUGAUGAAACUCGGUGUGACCUGUAGUGCAUAUCAUGCUGGUAUGAAAAUCGAACAAAGGAGAGAGACCCAUCACCAGUUCAUGAGGGAUGAAAUUCAGUGUGUUGUGGCUACAGUGGCAUUCGGAAUGGGCAUCAAUAAGGCAGAUGUCCGGAUGAUUAUUCAUUACGGUGCCCCUAAGGAAAUGGAAUCCUAUUAUCAAGAAAUUGGAAGAGCUGGUCGCGAUGGGCUUCGUGCUUCUUGUCACGUUUUGUGGACGGCGACAGACUUGACUUUUAAUAGACAUCUUUUAAGUGAGAUACGCAAUGAGAAGUUCCGGUUGUACAAACUGAAGAUGUUGGCAAAAAUAGAGAAGUACCUUGUGUCAAAGAGCUGCAGGAGGAAAAUCAUCCUGUCUCAUUUUGAAGACAAACAACUCCGUAAGGUUUCCUCUGGCAUCAUGGGCACAGAAGAAUGCUGUGAUAAUUGCAGAUCUGGAGCCACUUAUUUUGCAGUCCCCAGUGACUCAGAAGGUGGUUUACAGGACUUUGGGAAGCAAGCAUAUCAGCUGCUGUCUGCAGUGGGUGCCCUGGAAGAGAAGUUUGGAACUACAGUUCCCAUUCUGUUUCUCCGAGGGUCUAGUUCUCAACGCUUGCCAAACAGAUACCGAAGACACCCUCUAUUUGGUAGUGGAAAAGACUGGCCAGAGAACUGGUGGAAAUUGCUCUGCCAGCAGUUGAUAAUGGAAGGAUUCCUCAAAGAAGACAUUGGGCAUAGCAAGUUUGUAACCACAUGUGUGCUUACCCAGAAGGGUAGAAACUGGCUAUUAAAAGCUGGAUCUGCUUCAAGUCCAAGUCUUCUGUUACAGUCCAGCGAAGACCUUAAUCUGCAGAGACCUCCUAGAAGCAGCAGACCUUUACCUGUGUUCUCAACACAGCGCUCCCCAGACGCGAAAGGAGCAAUGCCGUCACUAGUCAAGCAGAUGUCUCUGCAUGAUAUGUUUUCAAAUGAGAGAAAAAGUAAAACUCCUCCAAGAAGCAAUAACAUGUUUAACAGUUUUAUAGAGCAGUCGCCAGUGAAAUCUUCUCCUUUGAAGCCCCCAGAACAUGUUGUUUCAUCCCGAGAAAAAGACCUAGAGGCUGCUCUGUAUGGCAAGUUGCUGACUGCUAGACAGAAGGCAGCUAAUGAGAAGGUAAUUCCUCCAGCUGUCUUGGCAACCAAUAAGAUCCUGGUGGAGAUGGCCCAAACAAGGCCUACGAAUGUUGAGAAUGUGAAGAGAAUUGAUGGUGUAUCUGAAGCAAAAUCCACCAUGUUGAUCCCUCUCCUGGAUGAAAUUAAGGACUUCUGCCAAGCGAAUGGUUUGCAGACUGACAUAUUCCCCACAUCUGGAUCUAAAGAUCUGAAAGAAGCCUCUCCGUACAAGUUUACUAGAACCCUCUCUCCUUCAGAGCAUGUCACCUAUGUCCUCUUCCAAGAGAAAAAUCUCUCUGUGAGGACUAUAAGUGAGACCAGAUCUCUGCCUCUUCCUGAGGUUGGUGCUCACCUGUACCAGGCCAUGAAAGCUGGAUACCCUGUCAACCUGGAGCGAGCAGGUUUGACUCCUGAAGUUCAACAGAUCAUUUCUGAUGUUAUACGUAAUCUUCCCACUGACUCGGACACCACUAACAUACAAGCAAUUAGAAAACUUGUUCCUGCAAAUAUUGAGCUGUAUCUCAUCAGGAUGACUAUUGCGUUAUUGGAGAAAGAGGAUAGAAAUAAGUCUCGGGAUGGCUCGGGUGUCAAAAGGAGGUUGCUAUGGUCAGAUGGGCAGCAGGAAAAACCAGAUGCAGAUCAAGCAAACAAGCAAGAUGCCUUGUGGAGUAAAACAAAGGGUAAUUUGAUCAAUCCAACAUUGAAGGAAGGAGCAGAGAAAACCCAUCUGCAGGUGCUGCCUUCAGCUUUGCCAGCUUCCUUACUGUCACAUGGGAAGGCCGUGCAGAGGGUGGAUGACAGGCAGCAAGGUAGCAGCAGAGCAGCCGCCGGCCGCCUGAAGCCUGCCACCUUGGCCUCCUGGAAUCAGCCUGCCCUCAAUCCUGACGAGGAGGAACUGUUUGCUGACUCUCAGCUGAAGAGCUCGCAUCCCCCUGGUAAGAGGAAGGUGCCAGCAUGGUUUGGAACAGCAGUGGAACCAGUCCUACCUGUAACCCAGAUGAAGAAAGCCAAAGCAGAGACCAGAAAAGGGAUUUUUAGUUGAAUAGCGAAAUUAAAAUACGUUUUUUUUCUUACCUUCCUCCCCUUUCGACCAUGCUUCUGUACAGAGCCCUAUUUCACCUGUCUCCUUCCUCUUCCUUCUCUGCGGCCAGAGCGCCUGGGCGCUGGCACCACCUUCGUGCUUCUCGUUGUAUGAUAUUUGUUCUUAUUAAAAUAAUAAUAAUAAAAAAAA